Molecule: messenger RNA, 1942 nt
Organism: Cricetulus griseus (Chinese hamster)
Lineage: Eukaryota; Metazoa; Chordata; Mammalia; Rodentia; Cricetidae
Source: RefSeq, a predicted model, not a curated record
CAUGACCUUGAAAGGAAAUAUGCGGAGCUGAAUAAGCCUCUCUAUGAUAAGCGUUUUCAGAUCAUAAAUGCAGAAUAUGAGCCUACGGAGGAAGAAUGUGAAUGGAACUCGGAGGAGGAGUUCAGCGGUGAUGAGGAAAUGCAGAAUGACACACCUGAUGAAAUGCCGCCCUUAGAGGGUGAGGAGGAAGAAGAAGCCCGUAAAGAAGAGGCUGGAGUAAAGGAAGAAGGAAAGAAUGUUCCAAAUGAAGUUCCUGACGCAAAACUUGAAGGUGAAGCUCCCAAAGAAAGUCCUGAGGUGAAAACUGAAGAAAAAGAAAUUCCAAAAGAGGUUCCUGAAGAAAAAGUUGAAGCAAAGGAAGCCUCUGCAGAAAUUCCUGAGGUGAAGGUUGAAGCAAAGGAAGCCUCUGAAGAAAUUCCUGAGGUGAAGGUUGAAGCAAAGGAAGCCUCUGAAGAAAUUCCUGAGGUGAAGAUGGAGGCACAGGAAGCCUCUGAAGAAAUUCCUGAGCCAAAGAUGGAAGCAAAGGAAGCCUCUGAAGAAAUUCCUGAAAUAAAGAUGGAAGCAAAGGAAGCCUCUGAAGAAAUUCCUGAGCCAAAGAUGGAAGCAAAGGAAGCCUCUGAAGAAAUUCCUGAGGCAAAGAUGGAAGCAAAGGAAGCCUCUGAAGAAAUUCCUGAGGUAAAGAUGGAAGCAAAGGAAGCCUCUGAAGAAAUUCCUGAAAUAAAGAUGGAAGCAAAGGAAGCCUCUGAAGAAAUUCCUGAGCCAAAGAUGGAAGCAAAGGAAGCCUCUGAAGAAAUUCCUGAGGUAAAGAUGGAAGAAAAAGAAGACCCCAAAGAAGUUCCCCAAGCAAAUGCAGAAAAUAAAGAUCAGCCUACAGAAGAAUCUAAGCCAAGGGCUCCCUUAAGAGAGGCUCAAAAAAGAGUUCCUGAGACAAGGCCUGAAAGAGGGCAUGUUAAAAGGGCUCGAAAGGGAAAACCUAAGAGAGAAGAUCCUAAAGGUAUUCCUGACUACUGGCUGACUGUUUUAAAGAAUGUUGAUAAGCUUGGGCCUAUGAUCCAAAAGUAUGAUGAGCCCAUUUUGAAGUUCUUGUCUGAUGUUAGCCUGAAGUUCUCAACUCCUGGCCAGCCUGUAAGUUACACUUUUGAAUUUCAUUUCCUGCCUAACCCAUACUUCAGAAAUGAGCUCCUGAUGAAGACAUACAUAAUAAGGUCAAAACCAGAUCACUAUGACCCUUUCUUUGCUUGGGGAUGGGAAAUUGAAGAGUGCAAAGGCUGCAAAAUAGAUUGGAGAAGAGGAAAAGAUGUUACAGUGACAACCGCCCCGGGUCGCCCAGCUGCUACUGGAGCAAUUGAAGUCCAGCCAAGAUUGGUUCCUAAUGCAUCCUUCUUCAAUUUCUUUAAUCCUCCUGAGAUUCCUUUGAUUGGGAAGCUGGAACCAAGAGAAGAUGCUAUCCUUGAUGAGGACUUUGAAAUUGGUCAAAUUUUGCAUGAUAAUGUCAUCUUGAAAUCAAUCUAUUACUUCACAGGAGAAAUCAAUGAUCCCUACUACCAUGAUGUCAGGGAUUACGGAAACAGGAAGUACUACAAGUGAAAAGGGCAAGCUGAAAGAUUUUUCAAGAAUGUUAAAAAGUCAAGAAGCAAGCAGAAGUAAAACAGAUUCACCUAACCUUGUAAAAGAUAAAACUUGUCCUAUAACCUGAACACUACUACUCCUUACUCCUUAUAGUCUGGUGUUUUCAGUUUUCCUGGUAAUGUCCUAAAAACUGUCUUGCCUGUUGUAAUAUUCUUCAAAAUAUGUAAAGUGCUGUUAAUGUUCCAAAGCAUGUUUUGUUUGGUGCUACAGUGUUGGUUUUGUGAAGUCCUUAUGUCAUGUUCCUAUUAGAUUGUACCUGUGCAAAUUGUCAGACUUGUUAGACAAAUCUUUGCCUGAAAAAGCAAAACUUAAA